AUGCGAUUCAAAUCCGUCCGGAAAUCGUGGUACGCAUUGAUUCAACACAACUGGGAUUUCGCCAGAACCCAUUACGCUAAUUCCCAAACCCGGCCGGAAUCCUCCUCUCAUCUCCUGUUUUCUGUUGAUUCCAUCCACGAGGCCAUCUUUCCGGCGUCAAAUCCUGUUGUUGAUGGUGAUGGAGUGGUUUUCUCCACUCAGCUUCCUACCCACCACUUUCAGGACCAUAAAAAUUAUGGGUUUCCUGUUACAAAUAUUGUCAACGGCCUCAUCUGUGUAUUGCCCUGGUACAGAUUUCGUCUUGAACUGCUGAAUCUCACCACUAUGGAAAAGAGAGCUCUCCCCAGGAAGUCGUACAGCCCAGGUAGUAUUUUUUCGCCCUGUUACCUGGGAUUUGAUCCAGUGAGUAACCAUUACAAAGUACUGUUGUUCUGUAUUCGUAAAAGAAAGUUUUUCGUCAUCACUCUAAUCAAGAGCAGCACCGAUGAUACCAUGCCUCCUACUUGGAGGGAAGUUGCCAGUUCACCUCGGUUUGGUAUUACUGAGUUCAAUCCUCUUGCAAUGUUGAAUUCAAAUGUAUAUACUGUUGUUUAUGCCGAUGGUGCAAUAUACUGGACUAAGAAGAGGGAUAACGAAUGGGCUGACGAGGAGGAACUGAAAUUCUUCUCCCCCGGUGGUGAAAGGGUUCUGCAAUACUUUGACUUUGCAGACGAACUGUUUAAGUUGCUCAAGCUUCCGAAACAUGCUCCAGAGUUCGAUUCUGAGAUUAUGACAGAGGUUGGAGGCAAUUUCACUUGGGCUGGAUGGGUCAAGGAUCAUGAUGAUGGUGUUUAUGGUGAAAUAACAUUGUGGAUGUUGACAAACAAGCGUGAUGAUACCUGGGUAAAGUCCAUAAUUGAGCUGCCAAAACAUCAUUUCUGCCGAGAGCUCAGCAUUGUUGGCACAGGGGGUGAGAAGAUCCUGAUAACAUCAUCCAUAUCAAGGAGGAAAAAUCCAUGGAGAUAUUUGGAAGUUGAUUCUAGGGAUGAUGAAGCUGAUGUUCUGAUUUUUUGUGAUUUGGGAGAAAAGGACAAUGAGAAGAAGAAGUAUGAAAUUAAGCAAUUGAGGGGACUCAAGGCCGGGACUAAGAAGAAGAUACCUAAAUUCCUGCUUGACAAGGUGCAAAGUGUUGACAUCAGUUACUAUGUUGAAAAUAUCCUUCCUCUGAGUCUUCUUCUCCCAGAACUACCCAAUGACGAGUCAUCACUCAAGGAUUUGUGGGACAAUUUGUACAUUUGA
This is a messenger RNA of Oldenlandia corymbosa var. corymbosa, 1278 nucleotides long. Lineage: Eukaryota; Viridiplantae; Streptophyta; Magnoliopsida; Gentianales; Rubiaceae. The record is from the annotation of a GenBank genome assembly.